Messenger RNA from Grammomys surdaster, 1103 nucleotides. It is a transcript of the gene Ddah1, whose product is annotated as dimethylarginine dimethylaminohydrolase 1. The transcript is spliced from 6 exons. Gene Ontology annotation, biological process: positive regulation of nitric oxide biosynthetic process; arginine metabolic process. Bases 16 to 873 code for a protein of 285 amino acids. NCBI's taxonomy places the organism in Eukaryota, Metazoa, Chordata, Mammalia, Rodentia, Muridae. Gene Ontology annotation, molecular function: dimethylargininase activity; amino acid binding. The record is from RefSeq and is a predicted model, not a curated record.
UUCUCCGCGCGAGUCAUGGCCGGCCUCGGCCACCCCUCCGCCUUCGGCCGGGCCACCCACGCGGUGGUGCGGGCUCCGCCCGAGUCCCUGUGUCGCCACGCGCUGAGACGCUCCCAGGGCGAAGAGGUGGAUUUCGCUCGCGCCGAGCGCCAGCACCAGCUCUACGUGGGCGUGCUGGGCAGCAAGCUGGGGCUGCAGGUGGUGCAGCUGCCGGCCGACGAGAGCCUGCCCGACUGCGUGUUCGUGGAGGACGUGGCCGUGGUGUGCGAGGAGACCGCCCUCAUCACCCGCCCCGGGGCGCCCAGCCGCAGGAAGGAGGUUGACAUGAUGAAAGAGGCUUUGGAAAAACUUCAGCUCAACAUAGUAGAGAUGAAAGAUGAAAACGCAACCUUAGAUGGUGGAGACGUCCUAUUCACAGGCAGAGAAUUUUUUGUGGGACUUUCCAAAAGGACAAAUCAACGCGGUGCUGAAAUCUUGGCUGAUACUUUUAAGGACUACGCAGUCUCCACAGUCCCUGUAGCUGAUUCUUUGCAUUUGAAGAGUUUCUGCAGCAUGGCCGGGCCCAACCUGAUUGCGAUAGGGUCCAGUGAAUCUGCGCAGAAGGCCCUCAAGAUCAUGCAGCAGAUGAGUGACCAUCGUUAUGACAAGCUCACUGUACCUGACGACAUGGCUGCCAACUGUAUAUAUCUAAAUAUCCCCAGCAAAGGGCAUGUCUUGCUGCACCGAACCCCAGAAGAGUACCCAGAGAGUGCAAAGGUUUAUGAGAAACUCAAGGACCAUCUACUGAUCCCUGUGAGCAAUUCGGAGAUGGAAAAGGUGGACGGCUUGCUCACCUGCUGCUCCGUUUUUAUUAACAAGAAGAUAGACUCCUGAGCUGGAGAGGCCCUCCCCUGUGGCCAGCAGGUGGCCAAGGCCAGGCUGAUGGCUCUGUACCCAUUCCUCCUGUUUCCUUUGACAAUCUACUGUGCCACUGUGCUACUAACUCUUGUUUACAAAAGAAAAAAAAAAGAAAAAAGAAAAAAAAGAAAGAAAAACUAAUUCCAAUUUUAAUCACCUCAUUUCCCACACCCUCGUUUUCCUCACGGUGGUACCUAACCUGUUCA